Molecule: messenger RNA, 1822 nt
Organism: Trematomus bernacchii (emerald rockcod)
Lineage: Eukaryota; Metazoa; Chordata; Actinopteri; Perciformes; Nototheniidae
Gene: sar1ab
Product: secretion associated, Ras related GTPase 1Ab
Exons: 7
Coding region: 95-691 (198 amino acids)
Biological process (GO): intracellular protein transport; vesicle organization; membrane organization
Cellular component (GO): endoplasmic reticulum exit site; COPII vesicle coat
Molecular function (GO): GTP binding; GTPase activity
Source: RefSeq, a predicted model, not a curated record
CUCUGUGCUACAUGUCAGUCGACGGGACAGGCUUGGACGAAAAACCAGCGGACGUGCAGCUUGUAAAUUUGGCAGAUCCAGGCAGUCCAGAGAAAUGUCUUUCAUAUUUGACUGGAUCUACAAGAGCUUCAGCAGUGUCUUGCAACUAUUAGGGUUGUACAAGAAGAGCGGCAAGCUAGUGUUCCUUGGACUUGACAAUGCUGGAAAAACAACACUCCUGCACAUGCUCAGGGACGACAGGCUGGGACAGCACGUGCCCACACUGCAUCCAACAUCUGAGGAGCUGACCAUAGCUGGGAUGACCUUCACAACGUUUGACCUCGGUGGUCAUACACAAGCACGAAGGAUCUGGAAGAACUACCUCCCAGCCAUAAACGGUAUAGUCUACAUGGUGGACUGUGCUGAUCAUGAGCGACUAACAGAGGCCAAAGUUGAACUGGAUGCCCUGUUGACAGAUGAAACCAUCUCAAACGUCCCGGUCCUCAUCCUGGGGAAUAAGAUCGACCGUCCAGAGGCCAUCAGUGAGGACGGACUCAGAGGAAUGUUCGGUCUUCAUGGACAAACAACUGGAAAGGGCAAAGUGUCACUGAAGGAGGGGAAUUUGAGGCCAAUGGAAGUUUUCAUGUGUAGUGUGCUGAAGAGACAAGGAUAUGGAGACGGUUUCCGCUGGCUCUCCCAGUAUAUUGACUGAUGCGCGUUCUUUAAAUAACCUUGUUUACCAUGCUACCUGCGCACACAGACAUGUUUUACACAACACUACCUGCCGUAGAGCGAUAUUUUGAUAAAUAUACUUUAUUUAGGACUUUGUUUGUGCCUGUAGGAAAUGUGUUUCAAGUAGUGUUUUGUGUUAAUAUACCAUGUAUUCUUUAUGAGUUUGAAGAAAUCUGUAUGUCAUAUCAAUCAAUACCACAGCUAGUCAAAGAUUAAGUUGACUGAAUAAUCAGUCUGUGUUGUUCAGAUUGAGUGUGGAGAGUGAUCUUCAUGGUGUGGUACUCUUAAGAAUUUGUCUGCCAUAUAGAACAUGUCAUCGCUGUGAACCAGUUUCUGACCCUGGUUUAUUUUUAGCGACUAGUGUAGACUUACAGUGAAGGUCAAUUUGGUUAACAUUUUGUACUGGGAGUUACUCUUCCUUGGUUGACAAUUCAUAUUAUUAUUAUAUCUUUAUAUUUAGCUGAUUUUUUUCAAAAAUAAUGGGAAGUACUCUAGGUUUUGUCCAAGAAUGUAAUAUUUCUUCUGGAAAGUGCUGCAGAGAUUUGGUGCCAUAUUUCCUAAUAAGGAACGUGUUAAUAGUGAAGCUUGCUACCUCCAAGGACACAGACAGUUCUAAUGAUAGUAGGUUUUUUCAACCAUUACGGGGUUUACCACUACAGGCCAUAUAUGUGACCAUAAGUGCAUUAACUGACAUUUUGCUGUGAGGAGCUUUAUCUUCAAUGGUUCAGAAUAUUGUUAAAUAAUUGCAGUAUUAAUUAACUGCAUCAGCACAGACAGGUGAUGUAACAAACUCAUACUUGGAUGACAAACUACCUGUCUCAUGAAGAGUUAGUUGCUUUGUAACAACUUGAGUACUUUGUGAUUAGUAGCUGUUCACAACAUGCAGUGAUACUAUGAGAGUACUUGGGCUGUGAUUAAAAAUAGAGCAUGAAAGGACUUAGUGCAAUACUAUACAUUAUUUUGUAUAUAAGCUCUUAUUUAUAUUUUGCAAUACAAACAUUGGCUUUCCUUAUGUUACAUUAAGCACUGAAGCAAUGUAUCUGGUACAAAAGAUAGGUCUUAUUGUUAUUCAAUGUGUGAAGUUUGAGUAUAAUAAAUAUUUCUGACAAUC